Messenger RNA from Patella vulgata (common limpet), 2778 nucleotides. Its product is annotated as cell surface glycoprotein 1. The annotation marks the transcript as partial. The transcript has 2 exons. The record is from RefSeq and is a predicted model, not a curated record. Lineage: Eukaryota; Metazoa; Mollusca; Gastropoda; Patellidae.
AUGGACAAAUCAGGACAUAAGAUAAAACCCCAGGUCGCGCCUAAACCUAUUCCCCCGCCUAAGCGUAUUCCAAGAUCGUCAUCUGUGGAAGACAAGAGUGCAGAAAAAGAUUUAAGUAAAGCCAAAAAGUCCGCGGACGUUGUUAAAGAUAGCAGUGCGGGAACUGAUAAACAAAAGCCGACAGAGUCGUCGUCUGGGCCAUCUAAAGAACCCCCUGUUCCUCCACCGAAAACCACACGUGGAUUCCCGAAUGGAAAACCCAAGUUAUUUCCAGGUCCAAUUGUUCAUCAAAGAUUGGAAGCUGUGGAUGCACACGGAAAUAAAAUUGAGAAGAAAGGGAAGGGAGAUAACAAGAAUAAAAAGACGGAUAGGCUCCAGAAAUCCAAUUCUAUUGAAACACCCCCAUCACGCUUGAAAGGUACUGGCUCUAAAAGUGACUCUGAUGAUUUCUCCGAUCUGGCGUCUGAUCUGGAUAUGGAGGAAAUCUAUGGCGAGCGGUACCGUGCUGAUGGUGCAAGUACUGAUGAUGCCUGGGACGAUAUGUCCAUAAGUACCGUAAGUAAUGAUGACGCCGAUGGUUCAACCUUUCGACGUAAAUAUCGACCCAAGUCCCUCAAUCUCUCUAGGUCACACAGUCUAACGUCCUCAGACGAAGAGGAAUCCCUGGAAGCAGCUGCGGCAUCAGCUGCAGAGGUAACGACCAAUUUGAACCAAGUACCAAAAUCGAAACCCACUCAUCCCCCACCCGUUGCCAAAAAACCAGACCUUAAGCUCGCCCCAAUCGUAACCGAAGAACCAAAAGCCAAUCUCAUGACUUCAUCUCUAGAAAUACACGAAUGUAAAGCAAUAAAUUCUCCCACGCCUCCACGAAGUCCAAGCUGGCGUGAAGGUUUGGAGAGUCCCCCAUUCUCGCCAAAAAGAAAAGAUCAUUAUCCUGGGAAGAAACGGUCUGGCUCCGUGUCACCUACGUCUCCUAAAGAAAAAAGGCAUCACUUUAAUUACAGUGAUUUAUCACCACCGUCUAGACAACCAUCAGUAGACGAACUUUACGGAGAUCAAGGGCCGAGCAAAGACACUACUGCCCCUUUAAUUAACAUGGCACAAAAACCAUCACCGUUGUCGCCUGAAGAGAUCCCCAAUUCCAUCAUAGGAACAUCGGGAGAGCCAUUUUCAUUCAGUAUGCCCGUUCGUGAUAAAUUCAAAUCAGAUCUUAGUUGCUUUCAACCCGCUAAAAUAGCGGAGGAUAUCCAUGACCAGGUACAGGUUAUGGAUCUAGCUACCUAUGCGGCAACCAUUGCUAGCAGCACAGCUAGUCUGACAUCUAUGAGCGUGUCACCAACUACUUUACAGGUUAAUGCUUCGUGUUACAAUAAUGAACAUGGCUCACCGGAAUCCAACGAUAGUCCUGAUUCCAACUCACCAGUAUCGCCGGGCUAUUAUGAUAAUGUUUCAAAUUCCGGCGAUAUGGAAGAUGUAGAAUUGGCUGAUCCAUCUACUAAAUCAAUUGACUACCAAGGAUCUAAGAGACAAAAGGCGAGACCUCCCACUACUGAUUGGUCCCCUGUGAUAGAUCUGUCCCCGAUCCUAGAUGUCUCCCCAUCUAUUGAAGAAGCAGAACAAGAAGAUAUGUUGAUGAAGCAAAGGGAGGAAUUCUUAAGACAGAAAUCCAGAGAGGAAGAAAUAGAGCGAGCGGAGGCGGCCAUGGCGGAACAGGAUGAAGAAGAAGAGGAAGAGGUGCAGCCAAUCACAGACGAAGUGCAACCACCACUAGCUACAGUACCGCCUCCAGCGGACCAAUACUUAUACAGAUCAUUGCGACGUUACGGAAAUUUCGAAGAUAUGAGCAAAAUUGGUGACAACGGCUUGACUCUGAGUACUCUGUCCGAUGAACUGAAUGGAAAUGACCCCAGCUACCACAUAGAGGACUCUCCACCGAAGGAUGAAUUUGCAAUGAUGCAUUGCGCCAGUUUAGCCCAGACUCUGUCCACUGAAUCAACUCCGCAUUAUAGUAAGUCACCAGUCUUUCAGGGUGAUACAGUUGGCGACUCGGCUCAUCAUAAAUCAGUAUUAGAGACAAUAACCAGCAUCGAAAUAAGAAAAAUAAGUCAGGACUUAGAAGACAUUGCUAGAAAAGGGGUGGCUGAAUUCAAGCCUCUACCACCGCCUAAACCAAGACGAAAACUGCCCGAGCCAGGGGUUGAGUCUACUCCUAAGAAGAUACCACCGAUUCCUGCACCAAAGCCAUCCAUGUCAGUGCCGAAAACCGUGGCUACGGAAGAAUCAAAACCACCUACUAGUGAUGAACCGAAAACUGUUUCGGAUGACAGACAGCUUCAAAAACAAGACUCGUUUGAAAAAAAGACAGCCAAAUAUUUGAAAGCACGACCAAAUCCUAUUUUAGUCGAACAUAUAGAAUCCGAAGAACAAUCUGUAUCGCCACAAUAUAAAGUGUUGGAUUCGCCACCUACACCUGAGCAAAAACCUAUCAAGAGGGAAUUCUCAGAGAGCACGUCCGUGUCUCCUUCUUCCUCUCCUGACCAGGAUGUGUAUAUGUUCCCUUCCCCCGUUACUCCUCCAGAUUCAGAUUCAUCUCCACCAAAGCCCCACUCUCCAUCCUCGACAGGUACAGACCUUGAUGAUGAUGCAUCCCAUAAAUCUUCUCGAGAUGAUUUGAUGGGCUUAGAUGAACCUGUCCCGACCUCUACUGCCAAACAAUCACCAAUUAAACCCGUUGGCACCAAACCAGUGUCACAGCCAAUACCCAUACCAUCAGAUGCA